Diospyros lotus (date-plum) is the source of this 5269-nucleotide messenger RNA. RefSeq names its product disease resistance protein RPV1-like. Gene Ontology annotation, molecular function: ADP binding. The coding region runs from base 639 to 3884 and encodes 1081 amino acids. NCBI's taxonomy places the organism in Eukaryota, Viridiplantae, Streptophyta, Magnoliopsida, Ericales, Ebenaceae. Gene Ontology annotation, biological process: defense response; signal transduction. The transcript is spliced from 7 exons. The record is from RefSeq and is a predicted model, not a curated record.
UGCCAACCAUACUCACCAGACAGUACCCCCACGCUUGCUCUACGUCAUCAACCUCAUGGACCUGAAGAAUCACCCGUGUGCAUUGCUUCGGAUACGGCAUCAGUGCAAAUUGCAAAGCCUUGCUUCUGCUGCCUAUUGUCUUUGAAGACGGUUCGAGACGCACUUGGAGAAGACACCUCUUUGCUGCUGGAAGCCCCUCGACUUUCUUUAAUAGCAGGCCUCUCACUAUCCGACGCGAUUGCAGAAAUAAAUGCCGGAAAGGACUGCACAAGCUGGCCUUCUUCUGUCCUACUGUGACCAUCAGACCCCUCUUUAUAGGAAUCUUUACCUUUUUUUCCUCCCCAUCUGGAGAGGGGCGAUGAAUGCAGCCACCAACCAAAUCAAAAUUUCAAACUCCGUAAAGCAGCCAAACCUCCUGAGAAUCACGAUCCACACCGAAAAUCAAAUUUUCGCAGUCGGCAGGAAUCAGCUACCAAUCCAGAAACACGAGCAGAAAUCGCAUGUUAAGGCUGCAGUUCGUGAGGAACCCACCAGCUGCCGAGAGCUUCUCUCUCUACCCCUCGCGGCCGACUUCAAUAUCUAUCUCUACUUCUUCUUCACCAUGAAUUUGUAGCGCAUGCAAAGUCAUUGAAACUCAAAUGGGUGCAUCACAAUCAACUUCUUCUUCCUCCACCACUACAACCACCCAUGAAGGAAAAUUCGACGUCUUCAUCAGUUUUCGAGGCGAGGACACACGUGACAACAUCAAAAGCCACCUCUAUCAAGCUCUCUCUCACCACCACAUCGAGACUUUCGUCGAUGACAAACUCGUUAGAGGAGACGAAAUCUCACCUGCCCUUUUGAAAGCCAUUGAAGAGUCGAAGAUAUCCGUAGUUGUUUUCUCCAAAGACUAUGCUUCCUCAAAAUGGUGCUUACGUGAGCUUGCAGAGAUCAUGAAAUACCAGAGACUCAACAUGCAGGUUGUCAUACCUGUUUUUUACCAUGUAAAUCCAUCCGACGUACGAAAACAAUCUGGUACCUUCAAGGACUCUUUUGCCAAGCAUAAUAAACAAGUAUCCAAACAGGAGGUGCAAUCAUGGAGAGAUGCUUUGACUGAAGCAGCCAAUCUAUCUGGAUGGGAUACUUCUGCUACUAAGCCUGAGGCUACACUUGUAGAGGAAAUUGUUAAGGAUGUUAUAAAGAAAUUGAAUGCUAUAUCACCCUUAUCAUGUGAUUUGAAUGGUUUAGUGGGGAUAGAUUCGCGUAUUAAGAAAGUUAAAUUAAUGUUGGGGAUAGGGGAGUUGGAUUUUCGAAUAGUGGGGAUUUGGGGUAUGGGGGGUAUAGGUAAAACUACUCUUGCGGACGCUGUUUUUGGCCAAGUUUGUACGGAGUUUGAAGGGUGUUGUUUUAUUGGAAAUGUGAGGGAAGAAUCGGAGAAGUGUGGUGGGCUAGCUCGUUUACAGGAGGAGUUUCUGUCGAAAUUGUUAGGUGGAGAGAAUAUGAAGUUUCGGACUCCCAAUGUGCCGGAAUUUGUUAGGCGUAGGCUUAAAAGUAUGAAGGUUUUGGUUGUUUUAGAUGAUAUGACUAAGUUGAAACAACUAGAAGUUUUGGCUGGGGGGAUCGAAGAAUUUGGUCCUGGAAGUAGGGUCGUUAUAACAUCUAGAGAUAAACAGUUGCUUUCUAAUUGUGGUUGUGGAUCCCGUGAUAUAUAUGAGGUCGAGGCAUUAAAUAACCAAAACGCCUUGCAGCUCUUUUGUAAACAUGCCUUCAACCAAGACCAUUCUCCUGAAGAACUUCUGGAGUUUGCUGAGAAGGUAGUAGAAUAUGCCAAAGGAAAUCCGCUAGUGCUUAAAGAGUUGGGUUCUUCCUUCUAUCAGAAGACUACACGGGAAUGUGAAAGUGCAGUGCAUAAGUUUAAAAGGAUUCCUAUUCCGGAAAUUCGUAAUCUGUUGAGAGUUAGUUAUGAUGGACUAGGUCCUGAGGAAAAGGAAAUAUUUCUUGACAUUGCGUUUUUCUUGAAAGGAAUGGAUAGGAAUUAUGUAACAAAAAUACUGGAUGACUGUUAUUCCUCUGCGCGAUUUGGAAUUAGUGUUCUUGUUGACAAGUCACUCAUAACUAUUUCAAAAACAAAUGAGAUAGAAAUGGAUGAUCUACUGCAAGAAAUGGGUUGGGAUAUAGUUUGUGAAGAAUCUUCCAGCUUUCCAGGCAAACGCAGCAGGUUGAACAAUCAUGAGGAUGUCCGGAACAUACUAAACAGAAACACUGGAACUGAUACAAUUAAAGGGAUAGUCCUAGAUAUGUCCGAAACAAAGGAUAUAGCUCUAAAUUCUGAAGCAUUUGAGAAAUUGUACAAUCUCAAGUUUCUCAAAUUCUACUAUCAAACUCAAUGUUCUGGACACUCUAUGUCUGCCUCCAAAGUGCAUGUUCCCCACAGCCUGAAUUAUCUUCCCGAUGAACUGAGGUCUCUCCACUGGCACGGCUAUCCUUUGAAGACAUUGCCAACAGAGUUUAGCCUAGAGUAUCUUGUUGAACUCAACCUCCCUUAUAGCAAUCUUGAACAACUAUGGGAAGAAGUUAAGGAUGCUCCAUGCCUAAAAUUGCUUACUCUUAGUCACUCUCAGAACCUGACUAGUCUCCCAGACCUUUCACAUUUGCCAUGCCUCGAGGUUAUGAACCUUGAAGAUUGCAGAAGCUUGUCUGAAAUCCCCAUAUCCAUUCAACAUCUUCACCACCUAAAUUUCCUCUGUCUAAAGGGCUGUGAAAGUCUUAGGAGCAUUCCAAGUAGCAUUUGUAGUUUGACAUCUCUGUUCCAUCUCGAUCUUUCUAAUUGCUCGAAACUGGAUAAGCUGCCAGAGAACUUGAGAGAUUUAGUAUGUUUGAAGUACCUGUUUCUAAAUCACUGCGGUCUGAAGGAAAUCCCUGAAGAUAUUGGUUGUUUAUCUUCGUUGGAACUUUUAGAGCUAUGCGGAAACAAAUUCGACAGUCUACCUACAAGCAUUGAGCAACUUUCUGAGUUGAGAAGGCUAUUGUUGAACAACUGCAGUAUGCUUCAAUCACUAACACUUCCAUCAGGUCUACAGUCUUUAGAAGCAAUGAAUUGCAAGCAACUCCAAUUAUUACCAGAUACAUCAGAAUUGUCAGGAGUAAUAACCAAACGCUUCAUUAAGGAAUAUGAAAGAGCAUUUCCUGUAAGCAUUUGUUUACCUGGAAGUGUUAUUCCUGAUUGGUUCAACCAUCAAAAAAUUGGAUCUUCAAUAAUGAUUCCACUGCCUACUGAUACUAGUAAGCUUGUAGGAUUUGCUUUAUGCACUGUUAUAGCAUUUGAGAACUAUAGUGAUGACGGUCGUGGUGUUCGUGUCAGCUUUAAAAGCCAUUAUAGUGAUACAACAGAUUUUUGUGGCUCAUUGACUGUCUGUGAUACCCAAAGGCAUAACCAUGCAAGAUCCAUGUACUCUGAUCAUGUCGUACAAGGGUAUUAUCCCUUCUCAAACGUCGCUGGGUUCCUCUCCGUUGAAUUCUGCCCUCAAAAUUUUGAUGGGCAGCCCUUAGAAGGUUGCAAAGUGAAAAAUUGUGCAGUAUGUCCAGUAUAUGCAGAAGAACCCAUAGAAACAAGGAGCUCAGAUGAGACUGACACCAGUGGAAGUGAAAGUGGCAGACUUGAUGUUGAAGAAAUGGAUCCACAUCCUAAGAUAACUGGUGAAAGCAAAUCAACCCUCUUGAUUGACGAAAAAGUUGAUCCUUUCUAUCAGUCUCUCUGUAAUAGAGUUGGCUGGUUCCUGAGUUUCAUUUUCUGUCUCUUUUGUGGAGUUUUUGUUUUCGGUUUGCUGGUGUUUCUCUUGCUUCAUCUGUCAACUCAUUGUGAAGUUUACCUGUCAUCUCAUGCACAAAAUAUGCGAAGUAGUUAGAAGAAUUUGAGUGCUAAAGUACUUGGAACAUAUCCCUUCUCUGUUGGCUCUGUUUCUUCCAUAAAUUUUCAUCUUAAAUCUAAAACAUGAGCUGCUGGGAGGAUAAUCUGACUGCAUAUAGUAAAAGGUGUGCUGUGCCUCGACUACCAAUGUUGCAGUUUUCAAUUGUGUGGCUCCGUCAAACCUGAUGUAUAUCAAUUUUCUGUUUCUUUUCACAACUAGGUGAUUACCUUCUUGGUCUGCUCUAUCAAAAGCUAUUUUUAUGAAUUCCAUACAUAAACUCAUUCUAUAUGAUAUGCUUUUGUGUAUAUGUGUAUAUAUUUACUUUUAUCUAACUGAUACCCUCAAUCUAAAAUAUAAAUGAUGAAAGAACUUCACUGAAAUUGUCUGGUUCAGACAUAUUUCAAUUAUUAUUGUCGCUGCUUUUGUUGCCGUGUUUAUAUCCUAUUGAACCAAGGUUGCAGAAGUUUAGCAAUAGUUGCUAUUUCAAGCAUUUGGUGACUAGUAGAAAAGUUAUGAGAUUUCUGGUUUAUGAAAAACUGUUAGCUUUGAAUCAAUACCAUAAAACCAUCAAACCAAGAAUAAGAAGGAGAGAAACGAAAACACUCCAGAUUUUUGCUGCUAUCUAUGUUCUACUUUUCCAUUGAUAUUUAUACAAAGUGCAUGGAGAAAUACAGCCACACAAUUUUACCAAAAACAUAAAAUAAGACACAGUCCUUAGGUGGGCAGAUUUCCUCAAAAUCUGGAACACCAUGCCUUUACACAAAACCUUACCAACUAAAGUAAGACAAACUGACUACAUCCAUCAGCAAAAGUACCUAGAAAAGUUUCACAUGUCAACAAAAACUAAUCAUCAACUUCUUGAUUAUUAUCUACCAUCCUGAUUCCUGAUGCUGUAUUUACUCUAUUAUCCUGGCUUUUUUUUGUGUGUGUUGUCAUAAUCAUUACCAUCUGUUUAAUCGUGAAGUUGAUUAUAUCAUCUGUUUAAAAUUUACCAUACCCUUUUGCUCUUUUGAUGUGCAACAUAAUGGCAGUGGGCCAGUGGCAUUGUUAACUUUAUUUCAUACGUCAAUGACUGGUUCAUUUCCUUCUUUGCAUUAACUGUAUAAUUGUAAUCUUGAUUGUUUUAUCCAGUUCUUGUCAACUUCAAGUCAAAGGAGGAAAAUUCACCCAAGUCAGUGAAGGAUGUACAGAUCGUGUGCGGAUGAUUCUGGUUUCUUUCUAGGGUUGACGGUCUUAUAUACCCCAAUGCUCUUCACAUUUAUGGACAUUUUGACUUGAGUAGUUUAGAACCAAAACCGCGACAGCUAUAUGCUCCAUGUGGAUAACAUCUACAUUGGAUUGGUAUUAUUUCAUUUACCAUCAAUUCAUAUAUUGUUUCUGCA